GAUAGAUGGGUAUCACCGGCAUGUGAUCAGGCUGCAGACUCUCUAUGCGCAGCCUCUUAUACCUGACAGACCCUCCUGAAACAGAACAAUGUGAUCUGGCGCAGAUGAGCCGUCGCUCCUGUGGACUAACUGGAGUGAACUCGCUUAUCAUUUAGGAGAUGAUGGGGAUGAAGGUGAUGAUGAAGAGUCCGGCUGUUUUUAUCUGCGAACACCGCCAACUUUCACUCCCUCUCUUCUUCUUUUUCUUUUUCUACUUCUCCGUGUGUCUUUAAAGCGCAACAGCAUGCAGAUCUCCCCGAGUGAAGUCAAGAUCCCAGUCGUGGGUCCAACCCCAAGCCCUCAGAGCAUCGGAGAAGGCCUUUGCUUUUCUGAUGGCCGACGGAAAGUUGACUACGUUUUGGUCUUUCAGCGGCGGCGGCACAGCUCCAUACGAUCUCAUGCCAGCACCUCAGUUUCACAUGACAGGUUAUCCAUUGUUUCCAAUGGCAACUUUCCCCCGUCGGUGGGCUCAGAUGCGGCGGCAGGAAGAGGAGGCGCCAUACUGGGAGGAGAGGCUAGUGUCGGCGAGGUGUUCAUGGAGCUUGGAGGUGCGGGAGGGAACGAGCCAACGGAUCCUGCUGACAAUGAGAUGCGUCUAAUCAGACAGGAAUUUGAAGCCAACCUGCUGGAGGCCGGCCUGGAGAUAGAGAGAGACAGAGAGUUAAAGACCCACGGCCCCAGCUUCACUCGUCUCCACGCGCCCUGGCCGGUACUGUGUCGAGAGGCCGAGUUUCUCAAGAUUAAAGUCCCCACCAAGACGAGUUAUGAGCUUAAAGAGGAAAGUGGUUUUGGGUCCGCUAUGAGCACAAUGUGGAGGAAAAUGAACCAGCCUUUCCAGCCCAAAGUACCACAUCAGGACCACGAACGCACCAAGUUUCUCUCACACUGCUUCUCCAGGGACAAACUCCAUCUGUACAACAUCACAUCUAAAGACACAUUCUUUGACAACGCCACAAGGGGCCGAAUAGUAUAUGAGAUCCUGAGACGGACCGUGUGUGUACGAACCUGUCAAACCAUAGGCAUCAGCACGAUGAUAGCUAAAGGCGUGUAUGACUCGGCCUUCCCUCUCCAUGAUGGUGACUACAAGGUCACUGGACACCUUGAGGAGAAGAGUGACAGACAGGUUCUUCACGAGGAGUGGGCCAGAUACUCGGCCUUUUACAAGUACCAGCCCAUUGAUCUUGUCAGGAAGUACUUCGGCGAGAAGAUCGGUCUUUACUUCGCCUGGCUCGGUGUAUACACCCAGCUGCUGAUACCAGCCUCUAUAGUGGGAAUCAUUGUGUUUUUCUUCGGGGUGGCAACAGUGGAGACUGAUAUACCCAGCCAGGAAAUGUGUAACGAGAGUCUCAAUUUCACCAUGUGUCCUCUGUGUGACGGAGUCUGUGACUUCUGGCACCUCAGCACCGCCUGCGGCACAGCCAGAGCCUCACACCUCUUCGACAACCCCGCCACUGUCUUCUUCGCCAUCUUUAUGUCUCUGUGGGCGGUCCUGUUCCUGGAGCACUGGAAGCGCCGUCAGAUCAGUUUGAGCUUCAGUUGGGAUCUGACCGGCAUCGAGGAGGACGAGGAACAUCCCAGGCCAAAGUACGAAAACAUCCUCCUUCAGAAGAGACAGCGGAAGCAGAAAAAUAAGAAAAAGAAGAAGAAGAAUGAGCUGGACCUGACUGUCAACAGUACUAAUGGAAAGCCAGACAAGCCGGAGGACGGGACAGAGACAGGGAAGGACAGAUGGAGACAAAAACUACUGUCUGCCAUGGCUGCAGGAAUACCGGCUGCCAUAGAGAAGUUGACCUGGAAAGACCGUCUUCCUGGAUACUUCAUCAACAUUUCCUCUAUCCUCUUUAUGUUUGGCUUGACGUUUUCAGCAGUUUUUGGCGUCAUCAUCUACCGCAUCACAGUGUCGGCCCUGAUGGCGAUGAGCCCCGACCCGGAGACCAAAUCCAACGUCCGGGUGACGGUGACGGCCACUGCGGUCAUCAUCAACCUAGUGGUCAUUCUGAUCCUCGAUGAAAUCUACGGCGCUGUGGCGUUGUGGCUGACUGAGCUAGAGAUUCCCAAAACAGAAACCGACUUUGAGGAGCGUCUCAUCCUGAAAGCCUUCUUGCUCAAGUUUAUGAACGCAUACGCACCCAUCUUCUACGUGGCUUUCUUCAAGGGACGGUUUGCUGGUCGGCCUGGAAAUUACGUUUAUGUCUUUAAUGAUUACCGGAUGGAAGAGUGUGCGCCAGGGGGCUGCCUCAUUGAGUUGUGCAUUCAGCUCAGCAUCAUCAUGCUGGGGAAGCAGCUGAUCCAGAACAACAUCUUUGAGAUCGGCAUCCCGAAGUUGAAGAAGUUGGUGCGUGCGAUAAAAGAUAAAGGAUCAGCAGAGAAGAAGAGUGAGCAGGAGAGGCCUCCACAGCAGUGGAACCUGGACUACGCCCUGGCUCCCUUUGAAGGCCUCACACCUGAGUACAUGGAGAUGAUCAUCCAGUUUGGUUUCGUCUCUCUGUUCGUGGCUUCAUUCCCGCUUGCUCCUCUCUUUGCUCUGCUCAACAACGUCAUCGAGAUCAGACUGGAUGCCAAGAAGUUUGUUACAGAGCUACGCAGGCCAGUCGCCGUACGUGCUAAAGACAUCGGUAUAUGGUACAACAUACUGAGUGGAAUGGGAAAAUUUUCAGUCAUUAUAAAUGCCUUUGUGAUCUCCUUCACAUCAGACUUCAUCCCUCGGCUUGUCUACCAGUACAUGUUCAGCCAGACGGGCACCAUGCAUGGCUUCAUUGACCACACGCUAUCCUACUUCAACGUGUCUAAUUUUAAACCUGGCACGGCACCGCAGAACUCGGAGCACGGAGACAUCAUCGUCUGCCGGUAUAAGGACUACAGGGAACCCCCGUGGUCUCCGGAUGCGUACAUGUUCUCCAAACAGUACUGGUGUGUCCUGGCUGCAAGACUGGCUUUCGUCAUAGUGUUCCAGAAUCUGGUGAUGUUCCUGAGCCUCGUGGUCGCCUGGGUGAUCCCCGACACUCCCAAAACCAUCAUGGAGCAGCUCAAACGGGAGAAGAAGCUCCUGGUGGAUGUCUUCUUACGGGAAGAGAAGGAAAAAUUCCAGCUCAUCCAGAGCCUCUUCUCCAAGGACACCACCCUCCAACCGGGCGGCCACGUGCUCCACCCGGGUCAGGGCCUCCCCAUCCCGGGCCGCUACAGUACUCUACCCUCAGGACCAAAGCAGGGCUUGGCCGGAGACAGGGGAGGAGAAGGGCCCAGGGCGAGGUGUAGGGCGGCCAGCUUCAGCCAAUUCACCAGAAACAUUCCCUCGUCGCCCAGAAAUGAAAACGAGAAUUCCAGACACACGGCGGUGUGACAUGUAACACACACAUCUGUAGGGGUGCUUCAGCUGGGCCUCAGGACUGGAGAACAUGUUGCUCGGGUGAUUCAGUCUGUGAAUGUCUCUCACUGUGUCUUUAGUGUCCUGGCGUGUGUGACACAGUAGUGCUGUAAUUUAAAAAAAAAAACGCAGCACAUGUUUGAAGAAAUUUGAGUUCAUUGGUCUCAGUGUGGAAUGUCCACACUGGCUGAAUGGGUGUCUGUGUGUUGUUCCUCCUUGCACCGACUGUUCACCUGAUAAAGUAAUAUAAUUUUUACUUUUUGGUAAAAAUACAUUAUUUAGCGAGGCACACUUGCUUCAUAGCGUAGACAAGCAAUAAUUACUGUAUUAGGCUGAACAAAUGAAUAUUACAAGAACCCAGAAAAGACUGAAGAUAAUGAAAAGACUAUUAAGAAAUGGACAGAUUCAACACAGAUGGAUUAAUGGACACUGGCUCAUUAGUAGGGCUGGGGACUAUCAGACUUUUCCUGCUUUAUGUGCUUAUGCUCUUUAUGUAUUUUUGUUUUUAACAGAAUUUGUAGCAGCUCCAACAUUCCACAUUUUCUGUAUUUUUCAAUACAUGGUACUGAAAGCACACGCGAGCCUCCAAGAAGAGCAAAUCAUUUUCUUUUACACCAUUUACUGUUUCAGCUCUGUAGAAUUCAGGAAUCACUUUGAAUCAUUUUCAUACGUCAGCCCCCGCGUAUUCGGAUUAGGGAUGCUCAUGCCAAUGUGGCACACUGUUGUAUGGCACUCAUAGAUUCCAGUCCAGUGUAUACUUUUAGAAAUAGGUGAUCUGUGAAGCUAAUUUUUUUCCUGUUAGCCAUAGGGACUUUUACAGCUUUUACAUAACCUCUAAAUGCUAAGAGGAAGCCAACUCUUUAGCAAACUGUGAAUGGGAGUGAGCUAGAAAUGAUCUCAGUUUUUUAUUGUCUAGGGAACAAAUACUUCAUCAGCAUUCCUUCAUUAUGAAAUACCACACUGUAAUCUCUGACAUACUUGGAGGUAAGUAAUAAACUUAAGUAAUGAACUUACUGGUGUCACGCAACCAUUGGCAGCCAUGUUGGAAAUCUUCAGGAACACAGGCUGUGAAGAGAUUUUAUUUUGUACAACUGGGCCAUCUGUUUGUGACUGAUACAUCUGAUUGAUUUUAGGUUUAGAUAAUUUCAGCUUGUUAGCUAGCUAACAUACUAUCCGGUCUAACUAUCACUGUAUAGUUGUUAACAACUUAUUAUCAUACUGAUUGAAUUAGCUUUUGUAUGUUACAGUCAAACUGAAGAUUGAAUUCUCCAUUUUUUGUGUAAGGAAACAUAAGCUAUAAUGACACUGCAUUUCCAUUUUUCAAGAAACGGAUAAAUGUUAGUGGGAACGGUUCUGGGCAGGCGGUUCUUUUGGCAACGUUUAACAGACAUUCGGGGCUAGGAAACAUGUCGCCUACAAACAUUGAUGCAAAACAUUUUUACCUGCUUUCUCACCAUGUUGAUGAACUAGUUACUGAAAAAUCUGUCCCUGUUCAGUUGAAAUUGAAUUUCAUUCAGCACUGGAAACCAGCAAGCUAAGCUGACUAGCUUCUUACCUGGGAAAUGGAAGCUAAUUAGCCUAGCUUAUUAAAAGAAAGAAGGGGGUCCAGCUAGCUGUCAGUUAUGGUAAAUGACCAACUUGUCAAAUCUCACAGCAAGUAAUAUACGGAAUCUCGGAAUAACGUAUGGAAUGCUAAAAUAACAACAUCAGCUCACCACCUGUUGGAAUUGAAAUCAUAUUACGAAAACAAUUUUUACACCAGAUAUUGGGCCGCUCACGUUACCAGUAAUGACAUUGUUAGUCAGAACCAAAUAGCCAUGCCCCCACUACACAAAUGUAACUAAAGCUAAAAUUAAUAAAACUUAAAUUUCUUAAAAAGUCUAAGCAAACACAAAGGAUAUAAUUGUUUAUGCUUAUUUCUUAGCCUAAAUUAAUUUUAAUUUCAGUUUAAACUUAAGCAUGGAGGGGUCAAGACACCUGAUUAUGGUGCGGAAGUGUCAGUCCUGCUGCCAAUGUGUCCUGCAGACACUGGGUGAGCAACUUCGAUUGGAAUGUAUGGGUACCAUCUUGAAACACCGUAUCAAGAUCUUGUUAUGGUGUUAACAUGCCGACAUGCCGUAAACCUUCAGUAGCCUACUGUUUCAGAGGCCUUAUAACUGCUCUUAUAUUUUCAAUACAAUCAGAUCUGUCUGGUAGGUUAGGACUCAGUGACAGAUUGUCAACUUUAAAUGUAUUCACAUGGACUUCAGGAGAUGGAAAUUGUGAUAGUGGUGUCAUACUAGUUUUUGUCAUUCAAGAAGAGAAAUGUCCAUCCUUACCUUAUGUAAGCUGGUGUAGAAGUUCUUAAAUACAUGAUUGUUGGAUGGAUUAUGAAAUUAUUUUACAUGUUGUGUGAUAUCUUUGCUUUUAUCUCAUUGGUCUGUUUUUUUGUUUUUGAAUUUUUUUGGCCUUUUUUGACCAGGUAGUGGGAUUACCUGGACAAAAGAAAAGUCUUUAGAAAACAAUAAACAUACAAGCCUGAAGCAGAUUCCUGCGCUUACCAGAUUGUGGCAUUUCAACCAUUUUGACAGCAAUAUAUUCAGAUAAUCCUUCAUGUACAGACAUUGAAAUGCUUUUGUUAAUUACCAUCAUAUUUGUCAUGAUCUCUGGUGCCUGUUUCUUCUUGUAGGCUACUUUGGCUGUAGAUGGGUUGAGGGUAGAUGAAAUUUGUGUCUGAGCUUGUCUUGCCUGGAAUUUCCUUGGCAACCAGUAGAUCAGGUGCAUAAAAAUGCCAGUUGGUUGAAGGGUGAAUCCUGCCAAAAUCUUCUGUUGCUGACCCUGCGUUUUCCCAUCUCAGCUUUCCUACCGGUUGUAAUGGUUAAGAAGAAAAACAAAAGCAGGUUUUUGUAAAAAUAUACUUUAAGCUGGGAAACACUAUAAUCACAUUUAAAGUCCCUUUAUAAACCAUGAAAACUCGUAUAUUUUUCUCACGAGUUGGGGGAGACCAGAAAAGUAAUAAAAGAGUGAAUAUCGAACUGUAUUUUUCAAGUGUGCAGUAACACAACUCCAUUUGGAUGCUCUUGAUGCAUUGUGCCUGCCAAAUGUUUAAGUAGGAAACUCCUUCCGAAAACAAGAGAGAGUUUGAGAGUAUUUCUGCCACCUAGUGGUCACAAACUGCUCAGGGCAGCUUUAAAUGCCUCAUCUUAUGAUUGAGCCUUUGACCACUACAUCACUCAAAGAGUUUUCAACCAGUUGGUGACUAGUUUAUGAUGAUACUCUGCAAAAGUCAUUCCUACAUGUGUGAUAUUGUGAUAUACCAAGUCUUUUCAAAUCUGGUUAGGAUUAGGCUUCAAGUGGGUUACGGUACCCUUUUUCCCAUGAAGUUAUGAAUCAAGACAUAAUGAGCAAUCUCACAGCUGUAAGCAAAGUUAAUUCAUACGGUUUUUAAACAUCUACCUCUCACUGACAUUUGCAGCUUAGAUUAGGUUGUGAAGUAAUUCUUUUUUUAUGUUUGUGGAAUUGCAUUUUCCCCUCCUUGUACACUGAUGAUAUCACAAUUGAAGGUUGUCAUUUUUAUGCACCGUGAUCACUGAACAGCUACGCAAUGAUACACAAUGCAGUCAUUGAAGACAGCUGGGAACUGGGAGUUAUAGCCUGAUGGAUUUAUAUUCAUUGUGCUGGACAAAAUCCCUUCAGGUGUCUCCCAGAUGUGUUCAUAGUUUUAGGGCAACUGAUAAGAUAGCAGUGGUUUAGAGUAGGUAGAAGCUAUAGAAAAAGCAAUAUGUAACACAUUGGACAUGCUUUUUUUGUAAUAUGAUGUACUGUAAAAAUCCCAUAUCUCUUAAAGUAAAUGAGUGUAUGUCACAUUGUA
This is a messenger RNA of Dicentrarchus labrax (European seabass), 7253 nucleotides long. RefSeq names its product anoctamin 2b (gene ano2b). Gene Ontology annotation, molecular function: chloride channel activity; protein dimerization activity. The coding region runs from base 284 to 3379 and encodes 1031 amino acids. The transcript is spliced from 26 exons. The record is from RefSeq and is a predicted model, not a curated record. Gene Ontology annotation, cellular component: plasma membrane. Gene Ontology annotation, biological process: chloride transmembrane transport. Lineage: Eukaryota; Metazoa; Chordata; Actinopteri; Moronidae.